UGUCAUGUGACGGGUGAUUGAGCCUGUAGUCGUUUCAUAGACACAUUGUGUUUUUCUCCAAACAGCUUAUGAUAAUAAAGAAGACGAAGAACAGCAGUAAUAACACAUAACGACAUUGUAAGUUUUUUUUGCAAGGCGUGGACGAUAAAAACAACAGCUACUAAGCACAGUCUUGUGUGCUGCCAUGGACAGUGUGAAGAUGGAAUCUGUCCAGAUUAAAGAGGAGUUCCCUGAACUUGAACUUGUCCCCAUUAGAGUGGAGUUCUCUGGGAUGGCUUCCCUCCCCAUUAAACAGGAGCUCUGUGAGGUGCAAUGUGACAACAGUCAGCCAGAGGUCUCUGACAUUAAAGCUGAGCACAAUGAAUUGGAGAUCCCCCAGACAGAAGAAUCCCUUCCUGUUAAACAAGAGGAGGUGCUAGAAAUUGUCCAUAUUAAACGGGAGCCCCCUGAAGUAGAGUUUGAUCACAUGGAACCAUGGAAGGAAGAAUCUGAGGACUUGAAACCAAACAUCCCUGAGGUGGAGCCUGUACCCCUGCGGGAGUGUAGUGUGGUGCUGGAGAGAAUCUGUGUGACAGAGCAAGGGGCUGGAGAGAAAAGCUCUCCCAACAGCACACAAGCAGGUGGAAACGAAGACAGGCAGUCUCAUUCAGAAUGCAGUCUAGCAGGUUCCAGUCCAGCAGCUAAAGCGAGGGCAGGCUGUGGAGAUUGUCCUGACUGUGGGAAAGCUUUCACCCAGUUAGGACAUUUAAAAAUACACCAGCGAAUUCACAAAGAAGAGAAACCAUAUCGGUGCUCUGACUGUGGGAAGAGAUUCAGUCGGUUAUACAGCCUUGUUUCACACCAGCGAAUUCACACAGGAGAGAAACCGUAUCGGUGCUCUGACUGUGGGAAGAGUUUCAGUCAGUCAGGAGACAUGAAAAUACACCAGCGAAUUCACACAGGAGAGAAACCGUAUCGCUGCUCUAUAUGUAGGAAGAGAUUCAAUAAGACAGGCAGCCUUGUUUCACACCAGCGAAUUCACACAGGAGAGAAACCAUAUCGCUGCUCUUACUGUGAUAAGAGCUUCAGUCAGUCAGGAGACAUGAAAAUACACCAGCGAAUUCACACAGGAGAGAAACCAUAUCGCUGCUCGGUCUGUGGGAAGAGUUUCAGACAUUCGGGAAGCAUGAAAAAUCACCAGCGAAUUCACACAGGAGAGAAACCGUAUUGCUGCACUGACUGUGGGAAGAGUUUCAGAGAUUCAGGAAGCAUGAAAAAUCACCAGCGAAUUCACACAGGAGAGAAACCAUAUCACUGCUCUGACUGUGGGAAGAGAUUUCGUCUGUCGGGAAACCUUGACAUACACCAGCGAAUUCACAGAGGCGAGAAACCGUAUCACUGCUCCAACUGUGGUAAGAGUUUCAUUCGGUCACAACACCUCAAAACACACCAGCAAACUCACACAGGAGAGAAACCGUAUCGCUGCUCUCACUGUGGUAAGAGUUUCAGUCGGUCAGAGAGCCUUGUUUCACACCAGCGAACUCACACAGGAGAGAAACCGUAUUACUGCUCUGACUGUGGAAAGAGUUUCAGUCUUUCGGGAGACCUUAAAAAACACCAGCGAAUUCACACAGGAGAGAAACCACAUCGCUGCUCUUACUGUGGGAAGAGUUUCAUACAGUCUGGAGCCCUGAAAAGACACCAACAAAUUCACACAGCAGAGAAACCGUAUUGCUGCUUUGACUGUGGAAAGAGUUUCCAUUUUAAACAAUGCUUUCAAAAACACCAGCAAAUUCACAGGGGAGAGGAACCGUAAAGACUAUGUUCAAUGGGACGUUUCACUCAGGAAGAAAAAAACGUUAGGCUUGCAUUAGGAAUCCCUGUGUAAUUGUUGUUUUGUGUAUCACUCUUUUAAAAGCAUACAUUUUUAACUGGUGAAAAUGCUCUUCAACUGGCUUUGACUCUGAUUGUGUCUGAAAGUGAGCGGUGAUGCAGACACGUCACAAGAGGCUUCUCUGCUGUUAGUUUAACUCAGGCUGUCAGUGCAGUCAGUGCCCGGGAGCGGGAAUGUGCAGAA
This is a messenger RNA of Polyodon spathula (Mississippi paddlefish), 2056 nucleotides long. RefSeq names its product zinc finger protein 883-like. Gene Ontology annotation, cellular component: nucleus. The coding region runs from base 185 to 1795 and encodes 536 amino acids. Gene Ontology annotation, molecular function: DNA-binding transcription activator activity, RNA polymerase II-specific; RNA polymerase II cis-regulatory region sequence-specific DNA binding. The record is from RefSeq and is a predicted model, not a curated record. Gene Ontology annotation, biological process: regulation of transcription by RNA polymerase II. The transcript is spliced from 3 exons. NCBI's taxonomy places the organism in Eukaryota, Metazoa, Chordata, Actinopteri, Acipenseriformes, Polyodontidae.